ACGAGGUAUUCAUAUAUGUGAUCCAGACAGGCGAUGCAUGUCCUUACGAUAUAAACCUGAUUAAGAUGAUUUCUUGCUGGCAUAAAUCGUAACAGGGCAUUAGAAACCCCUUUACAUUUGUCAGUCCGCUGGGCGGGAACGACGCUCCGUGUCAAUGCCCAGGGUGUCGCCCUCCCUCGUAAGGAGAGCUCAGAACAUCUCUCCCUACGCAGCCACACUGCUACCUGCCUGCAGAGACCUCCCUUCAGCCUUGACAGAGCUGCGAUGGAUUCGUGAACAUGUGCAGUCAACCCCUUCGUUGAUCCCCCCGAAACUCAGAUUACGCCAGCUGUGCGAGAAAAGGGGCAAGGGAAUUCCCCUCCAAUAUGUCAUGGGCACACAGCCUUUUGGGCGACUGGAUAUCAGGUGCCGUCCAGGGGUCCUGAUCCCCAGGCCAGAACCGGAGGCCUACACCACUUACCUCGCCCACCUAAUCAAGACAGGAUACUUCGCCGCACAGCUCAAGGACUGCAAAACCCAGGGCUUGCGAAUCACAGACUUCUGCUCCGGAACAGGCUGCAUCGCCCUCCUCCUCUACGCCCUCCUGCACCCCCCCACCUUCCCGUCUCUCCACGUCCGCGGCGUCGACAUCUCGCCCCGCGCCGUCGCCCUGUCGCGCGACAACGCCCGGCACAACGUCGCCCGCGGCCUCAUGCCCGGCCCCUCCUCCUCGGGUGGUCCAGACCAGACCUCCACCAUCCGGUUUGACCUCGGCGACGUCUUCUUCGACAGCGCCACCGUCGUCGAUGGCGACCGAGACCGGUGGCGGCGGCGAUGCGACGUCAUGGUCAGCAACCCGCCGUACGUCUCGGCCGCGGGCUUCGCGCGCGACACGGCGCGGUCGGUGCGGAACCACGAGCCCGCGCUGGCGCAGGUGCCUGGGCCCCGCCCUUACCCCGGGGAUGGAGAAGGGUAUCCCGAGGACGUCUUCUACGCCCGCCUGCUGGAGGUCGCGGGGGCCAUGGGCCCGCCGCCCGGGAUCAUGCUGUUCGAGGUGGGCGGGUCGGCGCAGGCGAGGCGCGUCGCGGCGAUGGCCAUGGCGGGGCGGCAUGCCUAUCUCGCUGGUUAUGUGGUGGAGAUCUGGCGUGACUGGCCGGAUGCUGUACCGGAGGCGGGGGAGGCGGGCUCGGUGACGGUUGGUGGGGAGGAGGUGGUUGUCAGGGGGAGCGGGCAUGAGAGGUCUGUUUUGAUGUAUAAGAAGGCAGAGCAUGUUAUGUGAAAGGAAAUGGUAAGAUAGAAAGAGUCGUGUAUAUGUUUGUAUUGUUGUACAUGUACAAUCU
Molecule: messenger RNA, 1319 nt
Organism: Phialemonium atrogriseum
Lineage: Eukaryota; Fungi; Ascomycota; Sordariomycetes; Cephalothecales; Cephalothecaceae
Product: putative mitochondrial N(5)-glutamine methyltransferase mtq1
Exons: 2
Coding region: 155-1258 (367 amino acids)
Biological process (GO): methylation
Cellular component (GO): mitochondrion
Molecular function (GO): methyltransferase activity; nucleic acid binding
Source: RefSeq, a predicted model, not a curated record